AUGAGAACGAGUUGAAUUACUUAAAAGACAAGAAGAAGAAGAAGAAAAUGAAGAACAAAGCUAUAAGAGAGGUCAAAUCCCACGACCACAAAUCCAAUAAUAUAAAUUCAAUUCAAUAGAAACAAAAAUUAAAAAUAAAAGAAACUUUCAAAUUUUGUUCUCAUAAAUCAUCAUCGACAAAGAAAUUCCAUCCCACUGUUCUCCCAAAGCAUCUCCAAUUAGAAAAGAAUCCUUUUGGUUCGCUUUGGUUUUCACGAAUCUUCUUCCUCUCCGACUUUUCUUUCAUUUCAUUUAACUUUUCAAAAAGCUUAUUGGGUUUCUUCUAGAGAUUGAAAUAUUCCCCUGUUUUCGAAUCAAAACCCAUUUCAGAAGAUGGUUCAGAGAAUUGUAGCGAACAAAUUUGGAGUUCAAAGUGGUGGUGGUGGUGGUGUUAAAGGGGAGAAGAGAGUUGCGAGUUUCAAAACUAGUUCAUCUUGUUCUUCUUCUCAGAACCCAGAUUGUAAAAACAGAGCAGCUGAUUUGAAGAAGAUGAUGAAGACAUCACGAGCUAUUCAGCUUUCUGAAUUCGAGAUCAGUUUAACUUCAUCGCCGAUUAGGAAGAAUAUCUCUCUGCCCGGUAAACCACCACCCAAUUCUUCUAAUGUUUUGGAAAUCAAACAGAAGCAAAAUCAAGCAUCCGUGAUUAGAACCAGCGAUGGCUCGCCUAAUUACAUGAAAUCCACAAGCUGUUUUGAUGCAAGGAAAGAGGUUUCUCAGGUGAGUUCUCGGAAUUCUCGAAUUUGUGGUGAUAGUAAGAAACCCAGAAGAAGGAAUUCAGAGAAUUCUACUCAUGGGUCUGUUACUGGCCUUAAGCCCACUAAGAGUUUGACAAAAUCCUCCAGUAUGAAACUGGUUAGAACUUUGAAGAAGGCACCAAGUUUUAAGAAGUCUUCAAGAGUGGCUCUGUGUGCAGACAUGGAUUCUCAUAGAGCUACAUGUUCUUCCACUCUCAAGGAUUCUAAGUUUCCAGCAUACCUCAUGCUGAGCCCUGGAGCAACUGAGUAUGAAGGAACAUCAGCCAUGAAAGUCUGUCCCUAUACUUACUGUUCGCUUAAUGGUCAUAGACAUGCUCCUCUGCCUCCUUUGAAGUGUUUCUUGUCUGCAAGGAGACGUUUGUUGAAGAAUCUAAAAGUUGAGCCUUCUGGUCUUGGAGUGAAAGGAGUUGAUGAUGCUGGUGGGAAAGUGCUAGAUGAAGAAAAAAUGGUCCCAGAGGAUUUGGAAAAUGACGGUGGGUUGGACUUUUUCAUUGAAGUUUAUGCUGAAAAUAAGGUUGAUGAUGCUGGAUCAAUUAAUCAAGAUAGGGUAACGAGUGGAGAUCGUGCUGGUGUUUCUUCUUCUACCGUGGAAUAUGAAAUGAAAUCGAGCAAUGAAGAGGACAAUAAACCAGUUGCAGAGAACAUAUCUGAUGGAUCCAUGGAGUAUGAGGUUGGUGUAGGUGAAGAAGUGACUGAAGGAACCUUCUUCCAUGGGGAUGAGUAUGAGGAUGAUGCUGCUUCGACGGAUUCCGAAAUGGAAAAAUGGGAGGAGCAACAGUUUUUGAGCAUGGAAAAUGAUGGUUUGGAUGAGGUUGAAGAUCAAUCAAAUGCUGUAACUGAGGAUUUAUCAGAAGUGGCUCAUUUGCAGAAUGGAGAACUUGCUGGAUCUGUUGGCUUUGUAAAUAAAAAUAGUGGGAACUUUGAAGAACAGUUCUAUAUUGAGGAUUCCGACUUGAAUCGCCAUCCGGAUUGGGAGGUGGAAGGGGCUAGCCAAGUGUCGGAGAGCUUAAGCUUUGAUCAACUUUCUUAUUUAGAGGAUGAAUAUGAUGAGAAGAAUGCUACACAAGCUGUUUCUGAAAGAGAUGAAAUUGAAUAUCUGGAGAUGAUUUUGAAUUAUGAACUGGAAGCUGAGGUUGAAGAAACUCCCUUUGUAACACAGGAAGCUUCAGAUAAAGAGGAGGAAGGACAAGAUCUUCAAGUUGAUAGAGUUUCUGAUGAAGAAGUUUUGCUGUUGGAUUACCAGCUCCCCAACAAUGAUCUUGUCUUGCAAGAGAAAUUACUAGAUGCCGAUAUUGAUAAUCAAAUGGAAAGCAAUAAACAGCUUGAUGAUUCAAGCCAUGGAGAUGAGGUUGCUAUUGAGGCCGAAAAUUCUGAUGGACAAUUCCAAGAAAUCUCUGCUACUGGAAACAGUAAUUCUGUUGGUGAAGAAGAUGAAACUGAAUCUUCGAUAGUCUUAGAAAUGACAGGUAAUGAGGAGCCCAGUGAUCUGAAGAUAGAAGAAACUUCUAUGAAUGAUAGUAGCAUCGUGCCGGUCGACAUUGUGGAAGGAAAAGAUAGAGCACGUUCAUUACUAAAAGCAUCAAAAGUAUCCCAUAACGCAGCCGAAUCCAGCCAAGAACUUGAUCUCUCAACCAAGAAUUGGGAAGUGAAUGCAAAAUGCAGGAGAUUAGGAGAUGAAUCAGAAGAUCGGGACUUCAAUCCACGAGAACCAAAUUACUUGCCUAUGGUGCCAGACCCGGAAGGCGAAAAGGUGGAUCUCAAGCAUCAGCUGAUUGAUGACAGGAAAAAUGCAGAAGAAUGGAUGGUUGAUUAUGCACUUCAACGAACCGUCACCAAACUUGCACCAGCUAAAAAGAAGAAGGUGGCACUUCUGGUUGAGGCUUUCGAAUCAGUCAUGCCAACAUCUCGCUACGAAAUCCAUCUUCGGAAUAAUGCUUCGGGAGCUUUUACUCCUGCCAAACGCAUCCAAGCUUGUUUUUGAUGGUAGUAGAAGAGGUAAACCUCCAAACACCAUCUUACCAAGUUCAUUUGUUUUAACUUUGUUUGACUAAUGAAACUAAAACUUCAAAAAGGCAAAAAAAAAAAAAAAAAAAAACUAUAUAUAUAGUGAUUCUAGAAUAAGGUUUGUAGCAGAUGAUCAACAGCAACAACUUGCUUGUAUGUUUAGGAUGUUAGAGAGGCAAGAUGAACUAAUUAUGAUGUGUAAUAGGAGUAUGAAAAAUACUUGAGUGUGUUAGAAAAUUGUCAGUUUCUUGACACAGAAGUAUUCGUUGACGAUGGUUUUAAAGAUGAAGAAUGAGUGGCAGGGAAAUUUUCUUUGCUUCCAUACAUCCCUGUUGGUGAACUGCAAGGUUUGAGAGUUUGUCAUUGUGUGUGUUUGAUUCAAAGGGCAUGAAAGAGGAAAACAGUUGAGUAAUGUCUGAUGUCUGUAAAUUAUAAUUUAAGCUAUGGUGUCACUUGUUCAUGUGUGUGCUUGUGAUGAAGGUGUAUUAGUAAAACCUUCAAACCCUCAGCUAAUUUCAUAAACAUUUUUCUUUUCUUCA
This is a messenger RNA of Cucumis sativus (cucumber), 3337 nucleotides long. Its product is annotated as calmodulin binding protein PICBP. Gene Ontology annotation, molecular function: calmodulin binding. Lineage: Eukaryota; Viridiplantae; Streptophyta; Magnoliopsida; Cucurbitales; Cucurbitaceae. Bases 373 to 2775 code for a protein of 800 amino acids. The transcript has a single exon. The record is from RefSeq and is a predicted model, not a curated record.